Heteronotia binoei (common prickly gecko) is the source of this 963-nucleotide messenger RNA. RefSeq names its product olfactory receptor 52M1-like. Gene Ontology annotation, molecular function: olfactory receptor activity; G protein-coupled receptor activity. Gene Ontology annotation, cellular component: membrane. Lineage: Eukaryota; Metazoa; Chordata; Lepidosauria; Squamata; Gekkonidae. Bases 1 to 963 code for a protein of 320 amino acids. The record is from RefSeq and is a predicted model, not a curated record. The transcript has a single exon. Gene Ontology annotation, biological process: G protein-coupled receptor signaling pathway.
AUGCCAAAGUCCUACAACGAGUGCUUCGUCCCCUCCACCUUCUUCCUCACCGGCAUCCCACAGCUGGAGGCAGCCCACGUGUGGUUCUCCAUCCCCUUCUGCUUCCUGUACGUCGUCGCUGUUGUGGGGAACUGCAGCAUCCUCUUCGUCGUCAAGACUGAGACCAGCCUCCACGAGCCCAUGUACCUCUUCCUCGCCAUGUUGGCCGUCAUUGACUUGGUCUUGUCCUCCUCCACCAUGCCCAAACUGCUCAGCAUCUUCUGGCUAGAUGGCAGAGAGAUCGGCUUCCACGUGUGCCUGCUGCAAAUGUUCCUCAUCCACUCCUUCGCCACCAUUGAAUCAGGGGUUUUCUUGGCCAUGGCUUUCGACCGAUACGUCGCCAUAUGUGCACCCCUGAGACACAAGAUGGUUUUGACACAUCCCGUCGUAGCCAAGAUUGGACUGGCGGCCACCCUGAGGGGCUUCCUGUAUAUCUGUCCUCUGCCUCUGCUUGCCGGACGGUACACAUACUUCCACACCCGCGUCAUUGCCCAUUCCUAUUGUGAGCACAUGGCUGUGGUCAUGCUCUCCUGUGAGGACACUUCCAUCAGCAACCUUUACGGCAUGAUAAUUGGCUUCUUGGUCCUCAUUGUCGACUCCUUGUGCAUCGGAUUGUCCUAUUUUCUCAUCUUCCAAGCACUGAUGAGCAUGGCCACCGUGGAAGCCCGUCUUAAGGCCUUCAGCACGUGCUCCUCACACAUCUGCGCCAUUCUGGCCUUCUACAUCCCCAUUGCCGUUUCCUCCCUGACUCAUCGAUUUGGCCACAAUGUGGCCCCCCCAGCGCAUAUCCUCCUGGCCAAUUUCUACCUCAUAAUUCCACCAGUCUUGAACCCCAUAGUCUAUGCAGUCCGGACCAAAGAGAUCCGGAGGAGGCUGGCGAAGAUGUGGUCCCUUGGCCGAGGAGAUGUCAAAAACCUCGUGUAA